AUGAAUAAUGAGGGUGGUCAGCAGCAACAACCAUUUCAGAACAGAAGAGCUUUUUAUGCUGUCCAAACAAAUCAGCCACAACAACAAUCUCAAAAUCAGGAUUUAAUGCCUUGGGAAACAAAAACAGUUUUAGAAAUGCCGAGAAAUGAAGAAUUUUCUUGUUUUUAUCCUCCUUAUUUCAGACCUGUCUCUAUGGCAAUACCUAUUGACAAAGAAACAUACGAUAAAGUUGAAAUUCCACUUGGAAUUACAAUAAAUCCAGCAUUGGUUUCAGACAUUUCAGUUAUAGAUUACUCAAAAUCUAGCAUACAUCGAUGUUCUAAAUGUGCAGCAUAUCUUUCUCCUUAUAUUAAAUUACUUACCGACGGAAAAUCAUACAAAUGCCCAAUUUGCGACGAAAUUGUUCAUGUAAACGAAGAUAUAAUCAGAUCUCAUGGCUCAUUAAAUAAUUUUCCUGAGAUAGCAAAUCAAGUUUACGAAAUGUUAGCGCCAAGGAAUUAUAUAAGUAAUCCAUACUUUACUCCAACAUUUUGCAUCAUAGUUGAUGCUGGAAUGUACGCAUUUGACUCAGGUUUUAUUUAUAAUUUCGUUGAAAGUGUCAAAACAUCGAUUUCUCAGCUCGAUGAUAGCACAAGAGUUACAUUAAUUGUUUCAACAAACACAAUAUCAAUCUUUGAUUUCGAUAAAAAAGAAGAAUUAACACUUCCAGAUUUAUCAGACUUAGAUUUUCCUCUUCCAAUGCCAACCAUGCUUGCAGAAUGCAGAGAUUCAUUUAAUAAUGCAUUGGAUUCUAUCCUUACUAGGAAACCAACUUCUGUUGGCAAUAGUUAUGGUUCAGCAUUAGAAGUAUGCACGAGAAUCAUGAAACUGACAGGUGGAAUCAUUAUAGCUGGCAUGUGUUGUCGUCCUCUUGAAGGUCCGCAUAAACUUGAACCAAGAUAUAUCACGACAAAGACGAAAGAAAUCGAAAUACUGAAAUUAAAUCCAGGAAAAGACUCAAGUUUCUACAGAGAUAUCGGAUUCCAGCUCAGUAGAUGCAAUAUCAGUGUCUAUCUGUUCUGUUGUGUUUGGAAAGACUUCAAUCUCGAUCUUGCUACUAUAGGAGUUCCAUCUGGUCUAACGGGCGGGGAAGUUCACUUUUACAAAAUUGACGAAGACGAUUACAGCAAGAUGAUGUAUAUUGAUAUUUACAAAACUAUUAAUAAUGAUUAUCUUUAUUCAUGUUCUUUGAAAUUAAGAGCCCAAAAAGGAGUGAAAAUUACUCGUCAACAUGGAAAUUUUUCAAUUCAAAGUGGAGAAUUAAUAUGGUUCCCUAUUUUGAAUCCACAACAUGCUGUCACUUAUGAGAUAGAAGUUGAAGAGUCCUUAUGUGUAAGGAAUGCCAUUUUCCAAGCCGCUCUUUUGUAUACAACGAAAGAUAAAAUGAGAAUGGUCAGAGUUUUCACUUUUGCCAUACCUACCACACAAAAUGCAGCAGCUGUUAUAAAGAACGUUGAUCAGAUGUCGUUAUCACUUCUCAUCGCCAAAUCUACUGUCUUCAAGAUGAUUGUUGAAGCACAAACAGAAGCCAUUAAAGAUCUUAAAGAAAGAAUGAAGAAAAUGAGAAACAGAAACAUUUUAUAUCCAUCAGUUAAUUAUCUCAUGCAUUCUUUCUGUUACUCAAAAAUGCUGGCCAUCAUUAUGAAGAGUGAUAAUAGAAUAUGCGAUGCAAUAUUCUAUAGAUCAAUUAAUAUCGUUAAUUUCGUUUUGAAGCACUAUCCAAGGCUUCUUGCAAUGUAUCCAUCAAAAACCGAUGAACUCAAAUUAGAUAACAGUGCUUUUGAAAAAGGAACGGUUUUCUUGGCACACAUGUACGAUAGAGUUGUCAUUUGGGUAUCUCCUGCAACAGAUAGGGAUUACAUUGUUAAUGCAUUUGGUGUUGAUUCAUUUGAAAACAUUCCAAAAGAAUUACCUCAAUUGCAAACUGAAGAAAGCAGACAAUUGGUUGAAGAAGUUAAUAAUUGCAACAAUAUAUCACGUUGCUAUUUGCCAUGCUCAGUAAUUAAGCAAGGAGAUCCAGAAGAAUGCAUAUUUGCUGAAAUUUUAGUUGACCAAAACUCAGAUAGAAGAACUCCUAUUGCCCAAUGGCUUGAUGUAUAA
Messenger RNA from Trichomonas vaginalis G3, 2139 nucleotides. Its product is annotated as ER to Golgi vesicle-mediated transport. NCBI's taxonomy places the organism in Eukaryota, Parabasalia, Trichomonadida, Trichomonadidae. Gene Ontology annotation, cellular component: COPII vesicle coat; endoplasmic reticulum exit site. Gene Ontology annotation, biological process: COPII-coated vesicle cargo loading; intracellular protein transport; endoplasmic reticulum to Golgi vesicle-mediated transport. The record is from RefSeq and is a predicted model, not a curated record. The transcript has a single exon. The coding region runs from base 1 to 2139 and encodes 712 amino acids. Gene Ontology annotation, molecular function: zinc ion binding; SNARE binding.